AUGAUCUCCACAGUAAUACAUUUACUCUUUGUCACGGCAUUCUUUGAACUUGUAGAAUCACAAGAUCAAAAUCAUAGAGUCUGUAUGAUCGACUUUGGUGCGAUAGAUAUGGAUACAAAUGCGAAAUACAUGACCAAGUCAUGGGAUUGUUAUGAUCGGAUACCAAAUCCAAAGAAUGAGGUUUUAGCAAUGAAUUUGGAUUUGGCGUGUUAUGUCCAUGAAAAUAUGAUGUUCCUUCAUAAAGCUUCAAGAACAGUAAACAGAUGUGGGCAAUGGCUUCAAAUCAUCGGCCCGUCACAAAGUCAAAUGAAUUGUAUGAUAGCUGGAUACCGUAAUUACGACAGACCAAAUUUAACUGAUGACAAAGAGGAGAGACUCAUAAGUGUAACUCCACAACUAUUCACUACUUUUACAGGCGGUUUUGAAAACCAAGCUGAAGAUAUGACACAAGUGACUGUUUCAUUCAGUGAUAUUGGAAUAUCUGCAACACCAACACUUUUUGUUCUUAACAGAACCGAAACUGAAGUAAAUGUGCAAAUAGUGAAUGCCAAUAAAGUGCAAUCAAUGAUCGGAUUUGGUCGAAUCUCAACAAAAGAAUUGUUGUAUUAUAACAAGAAUCUUGAUGACACAUUCACUCUUCCUUUAUACAAUGAGAAUAUUUAUGUUUCGUUAAUAGCUUUGGACAGUGAAAAUAUUAAUAUUGAUAAUAUCAAUUUGGCCACUGGGGAUCGAUAUGUGUCAGGUGUCAGAUUUGAACAAAACAAGAUACUCAAGUGCAAGUUCUUUACUGAAACGCAAGUCUUUGAAGAAGGCAGUACAUUUGAAGAAACCAUGUUUUUUAAAUGGUAUAUUAAACAUAUCAAAAUGGACGCUACAGGAACAAUGUAUGACUCUGCACUUGCAAAUAUAGUGUUGAACAUUGAAGAAACUGAAACCAAAUUAUCAUUUUUCUAUCCAACUGAAAUUUUGAUGAAUAACGACUUCAGAGAGUUUAUUUUUAAAUUCAGAAUCACCAACUUUGAAGGAUUUAUGUUGAAAAGAGCCGAUUUGGAAUUGACUAAAAACUAUCAACAAAUCGACGAAGAAAACACCGAAUACACCGAGCAGAACUUGAAAACAAAAAUGACAAUCAACGAAACUUCUGGUGAAGUGAAAAUAAGAGCUCUAUUUAGCAAAAAAAUCAAGUUGUUUUCAAAUACUGUUUCUUUUGUAUUUGGUACAUCAAUAGGAAGUAAAAUUUCGAUUGGAACAUCUUAUCUUAUCAGAUCCGACAUAUAUGUUGAUCAACCAGAUUGUAACAGUACUUCUUUUGAUUGUGAACAUACAGAAUGUCUUACUUUAGAUAACGAUACGGUUCAAGACGGUCCAAAUCCAUUCACUAAAGAAUGUCGACCAACAUGUGGGACCUGUUUUGAUGUUUUCAAAUGUUCUACAUCAGGAAAAUGUGUCAAUGAAAAGGUAAUCAAUCUUCGCAGCAGCAGCCUUAGUAUCUUCUCAUCAUUAUUCCUCAUUCUCUUGGCUCUAUUUUUGUAA
This is a messenger RNA of Entamoeba invadens IP1, 1533 nucleotides long. RefSeq lists its product as hypothetical. The coding region runs from base 1 to 1533 and encodes 510 amino acids. NCBI's taxonomy places the organism in Eukaryota, Evosea, Mastigamoebida, Endamoebidae. The record is from RefSeq and is a predicted model, not a curated record. The transcript has a single exon.